ACUGCUCCAGGCAGUCAGUCUUCUCAGACUAUUCAAUGCUGCCUCUAAUGCACAGGCUUCCCAGAGCACCACUGCAAAUUACAGAGCGCAAGGACUUGUUCCACCGCGUGAAACUGGACUCCAAUCCUGAAUCACUAAACCUCACCUAUAUCAUCUUGAGAUCAUGACUUUUUCUUAAAAAUGUUGAGCUAUGAAGAUAUUUAUGUCUUUGACCUGUAGCUGAAGAUUCUCUCCAUCGGGUUCUGUUGGAUUCUGUUUAGGCCUUCCUCAAAAGCUGGACCGUUAAUAUCAUCCAAAGGUGAUCUGGCUGCUUUAAGGACUUUUAAGUUUCAUCCUCAAACAAUUUAAAAUGACCUUUUACGGAUUUAAGAUAUACAGUUGGCUACCUUGUGUGUAGGCUAUGGGGAAUUUAGAUUGUUGACUUCUCUAAUGCUUAUUUUUGUUUCAGUGGUUAAUUUCGUUAAUUUAUAACGUGUUGGUACUUUCCGCUGAGCAUAUUUUGUAUGUUCCAAGCUUUCGAUCAGUCUUUUAAAAGUCUAAUUAAAGACUAAGUAAAUUGAUAAUUUUAAGGAUUUGGAAGUCCAUCUCAUGGGAGUGUGUGUUGGGUUAAAGUGCGUUCUGACGCGCGUUCUGCCUCUUGGUCACGUAAAACGGUCACAAGGUGAUACAACUAAUGCUCGGACAUCGGAAGAUAACGCCAGGUAAUGGGAGAAACCCCACUUCUAAGGUCAUUUGGAUAAACUGACUUAUCUCUGGUUCAAGGAUGAGCAUGCCCUGUUGUCAGGAGGGAGCCAAGCUGGUUCUGCUGCUCCUGCUGCUGCUCGGUCUACAGCGGGUUCAGUCCAAGUCCUCAAGGCAUCACUCACGACGACAUGCCCAGGAACACGGGAACCACCGGAACAUCACACUGGCUAUCAUCCUUCCACAGAGAAACACUGCCUAUCCCUGGGCCUGGCCACGAGUCGGCCCCGCUUUGGAACGAGCCCGGAGAACCAUCAAUGCCAACCCAGCCCUCCUCCCUGGUCAUCACCUGGUCUAUGUCUUUGAGAACAGUGAGAACGAGGAGGGUAUCUGUUCGGAGUCCAUCGCCCCGCUCAUGGCAGUGGACCUCAAGUUAGCCCACGACCCCUGGGCCUUCAUUGGGCCUGGAUGCUCCUACACUGCCUCCCCCGUGGCCCGAUUCGCCAACCACUGGGAUGUCCCCAUGGUCACUGCGGGCGCUCCGGCUGUGGGCUUUGAUGGCGCCAACCUCUACCCAUCCAUCACUAACACUGGUCCCACGCACAAGAAGCUGGGCAAGUUCGCCCUUCACAUCUUUGAACACUUUGGCUGGGAAAAACACGUUCUGCUCAUGUUCAGUGACCACAAGGCAGACGACCGGCCAUGUUACUUUGCUGUGGAGGGCAUUUACACGGAGUUCAACAAUGCGAACAUAACCACAAUGGAGCGAGUGUUUGUGGAGAAUCUACUACCAGUCAACUACUCUGAACUGGUCCACGACAUCCAUCAGGAAGGGCGAGUGGUGUAUGUGUGCUGCUCCCCUGACACCUUCAGGCAGUUGAUGAUUCACUUCCGGCAGUCGGGGCUGCCCCAGGAGGACUACGUUUUCUUCUACAUUGACGUGUUCGGGAACAGCCUCAAAUCCCAGCAUGCUCAGCCCUGGGCUCGAAAUGAUGCUGAUGAUGCUGUCGCCAGGGAGGUCUUCCAGAGUGUGAAAAUAUUGACCUACCAAGAACCACAGAACCCAGAGUAUAAAGAUUUUGUCAACCACCUGAAAAAAGAUGCCAAGAGAAUGUUCAACUUCACUGUGGAAGACUCGCUGAUGAACAUCAUCUCUGGAGGUUUCUACGACGGCCUGAUGCUGUACAUCCACGCCCUGACCGAGACCAUGGCUGUCUCAGUCGCCAAGCCUGUAGGGAGCAGUGUGACCAGACGGAUGUGGAAUCGCACAUACCACGGUGUGACAGGACUGGUCCACAUCGAUGAGAACGGAGACAGAGAGACAAACUUUGCCUUGUGGGACAUGGCAGCCACAAACCUCAGUACCUUCCAGAUCGUGCUGGUGUACAACGGCUCUGAGAAGAAGCUGAAGCCUGUGCCGGGGACGGUCAUCCAGUGGCCAGGGGGCGCUGUUCCCCGCGACGUGCCCGCCUGCGGCUUCAUGAACGACAACCCUGACUGCCGCACAAGAACCAUAACCAUCCACCAGAUGGUGUCUAUUGUGGUGUUCUUCAUCAUUGUCAUCAUCCUCACUAUCACAGUGUUCAUUUUCAGGAGGUUGAAGCUGGAGAACGAGCUGGUGGCCCAGCUGUGGAGAAUCUCCUGGGAAGACAUUCAGAUGAGCAACCUAGAGAAGGUCCUACGAAGCGCUGGGAGCAAACUCACGCUGUCUCUAAGGGGCUCCAACUAUGGUUCUCUACUGACAGGAGACGGAAACUUCCAGGUGUUUGCCAAAACAGGCUACUACAAGGGCAAUAUUGUAGCCAUAAAGUACAUCAACAAGAAACGGAUUGAGCUGACCAGAAACGUGCUGUUUGAACUUAAACAUAUCCGUGAUGUCCAGAAUGAGCACCUGACCCGCUUCAUCGGCGCUUGCAUCGACCCCCCGAACAUGUGCAUCAUCACGGAGUACUGCCCCCGGGGCAGCCUGCAGGACAUCAUGGAAAACGAGAGCAUCACCCUGGACUGGAUGUUCAGAUACUCCUUAAUCAACGACAUUGUCAAGGGUAUGGCCUUCCUCCACAACAGUGUGAUAGUCUCCAAUGGCAACCUCAAGUCCUCUAACUGCGUAGUGGAUAACCGCUUUGUUCUGAAAAUCACCGAUUAUGGCCUGUCCAGCUUUCGCAAGGAGAGCGACAACGAGGAUGCCCACGCCUAUUACGCCCGGAGGUUGUGGAUGGCCCCUGAGCUGCUGAGGCUGGAGAGCCCUCCUCCGGCUGGCACCCAGAAGGCUGACGUCUACAGCUUCGGCAUAGUUGUCCAGGAGGUGGCGCUGCGCCGCGGAGCCUUCUACCUGGAGGGGGAGCCACUGAGCCCCAAAGAGAUCGUGGACCGGGUGGUGCUGGGCGAGUGGCCGUGCCUGCGGCCUACCGUGGACCCCCAAUGCCACAGCGAGGAGCUGGGGCAGCUCAUGCUGCGCUGCUGGGCCGAGGAGCCCUCCGAGAGGCCUGAGUUCAACCAGAUCAAGCUGCUGCUCCGGAAGCAGAACAGGGAGUGCAGCACUAACAUCCUGGACAACCUGCUGUCACGCAUGGAGCAGUACGCCAACAACCUGGAGGAGCUGGUGGAGGAGAGGACCCAGGCCUACCACGAGGAGAAGCGCAAGGCUGAGGCCCUGCUCUACCAGAUACUACCCCACUCCGUGGCGGAGCAGCUUAAGAGAGGGGAGACAGUGCAGGCCGAGGCCUUUGACUCUGUCACCAUCUACUUCAGCGACAUCGUGGGAUUCACAGCCAUCUCUGCAGAGAGCACACCCAUGCAGGUUGUGACCUUGCUCAAUGAUCUCUACACGUGUUUUGAUGCCAUCAUAGACAACUUUGAUGUUUACAAGGUGGAGACUAUUGGAGAUGCCUACAUGGUGGUGUCAGGGCUGCCGGUGAGGAACGGGAAUCUGCACGGGCGCGAGAUCGCCCGCAUGGCCCUGGCGCUGCAGGACGCCGUACGCACGUUCAAGAUCCGCCACCGGCCUCACCAGCAACUCAAACUGCGAAUUGGCAUCCACAGCGGUCCAGUGUGUGCAGGUGUAGUAGGGUUGAAGAUGCCCCGAUACUGUUUGUUUGGGGACACAGUCAAUACCUCCUCUCGAAUGGAGUCCAACGGCGAAGCGUUGAAGAUCCACGUGUCAGCGGCCACACAGGACGUCUUGCAGGAGUUCAACUGUUUCCAGCUCGAGCUGAGGGGAGACGUGGAGAUGAAGGGCAAAGGCAAGAUGACCACGUACUGGCUGCUGGGAGAGAGCAAGGGCCAGGAGUGAAGGAGGGAAGGAGAAGAGGGAAGGAGGGUUGGAAAGGAACGGGAGACACGGACUCAGGACCCUCGUUUGGAGGGGUGCGAGGGGUUGAAAUGGAGGAGAGCAAAGUGUGUUGUAGGAGAGAAUAAAUGGAGCCAAAGGCUCCAGUCAUGGAACAUGAAGAUGAAGCAGGAUGAACAUGGCUUGGAAAAGUAGAAUAUUGUACAUCCCAGCAUCAAAGAACUGUGCUCUCACACCCAUUGGGGAAUCUUGAGUGUGUCAAAUGUUCAGUGCGUAUCUUUUCUGUAUUAAAGAUUUUUUUAAUUGUAAUGUUCAUUUGAUACAGCACCCGUAGUACAGUUUUAUUUUUUUACCCUGUGACCCACAAAACUGUAGAGUGAUUGUGGAUGUUGCAAACUGUUACUCACGUUAUGUAACUUGAAUAUGUAUCGACAGUAUGUCCAUUCUAGCCAUGUAAAGGACUUUCACUUGAUUCCUGUGGUAAAGUUACAGUAGUAUUGUUUUGCCCUGUCUCAGACUCUAACCACUUUAAAUGAGCCCGGAGAUUGGAUUUGUUUAUUUGAGUGGGUGUGAGAAAUCUAGUAGGAGGAGGAAAAGGAAAGGGAGCAAGAAAGAAAAAGUGUGCGUUCAUUCCAUGGAUGUGUGUUUGCAAUGUGAGUGCCUAUAAUUGUGUCAUACGAGAACACAUUAUUUCAUUUAUUCGUCGAUUAUUUUCCCAUGGCUUCAUGGGCAAAAGAGACUGCACCUACAUUGCUACACUUUGGUUAAAUAAGAAAAUAUUACUCCACCUCAACAACACUAUACAGUACUUAAUAUCGUUACUCUCACAACAAAUGUUUUUAAUAAUUGCCUUUGAAAUUGGUAACGCUUGUUUUCAACAUAGGUUGCACACAAAUAUAUUCUACACUCUGCAAAUGCAACUUGGUACUGGCAGCAGUUAUGAACAAAUGCUGAUUUGUGACUGUACAAGACGGUAGUCAACAUGGAAAAAAGUUAUGAUCAUGGUUUACAAUGCAUUACAACUGCAGUGCUAGCUUUGUAUUACAUCAGGUAAAAUUUGGGCAGAAGAAGUUUGGUAUUUGACUCUCUCCAAGUCUAACACCCCAUUUUCUCCAGUGGACUGCCACUCUGAAAGCACACCGGAAUUUUCUAUUUUUGUGUCAUGUUACAAUAAACUUUCUAAAAUCUUGUGAAGUAUCGGCAUAGAAGAUGUCUGAAUAAACUGAAGAAUUCUUGCGUAGGAUGCAUUGAAGUGCCACAUCUUGUUUUGGUUGUCACAGUAAUGAUACUCAGUGACUGGUCUUAGUGGUACCAGGUUUUAAGCCAGCAGUGUUCACUUGUACUGAAGCAUCAAACUGAUUAAGUAUGUAUAUUUCAGAUUGUACAUGUCAGUCCUAAAUGUGUUUCCCUAUGGUAAGUUUUUUCUCCUUAAAUCAAUAAAAAUGAUAUACAUGUU
Hypomesus transpacificus is the source of this 5426-nucleotide messenger RNA. RefSeq names its product natriuretic peptide receptor 1b (gene npr1b). Gene Ontology annotation, biological process: cGMP biosynthetic process; protein phosphorylation; intracellular signal transduction. The coding region runs from base 764 to 3973 and encodes 1069 amino acids. Lineage: Eukaryota; Metazoa; Chordata; Actinopteri; Osmeriformes; Osmeridae. Gene Ontology annotation, cellular component: membrane. The record is from RefSeq and is a predicted model, not a curated record. Gene Ontology annotation, molecular function: protein kinase activity; peptide receptor activity; guanylate cyclase activity. The transcript has 22 exons.